Molecule: messenger RNA, 1722 nt
Organism: Clonostachys rhizophaga
Lineage: Eukaryota; Fungi; Ascomycota; Sordariomycetes; Hypocreales; Bionectriaceae
Source: the annotation of a GenBank genome assembly
AUGUCUGGGCCCCCGUCGCGGCUGCGCUCCAUCCUCAACCAUCUCACCGGUGAGGGCGGCAGCAAAAGCAGCCAAACGGCGACGCCGCCUCACAUCCACCAUCUGUCGCCCACCUUCUUCCUCGAGCGCGCCGUCGCCAUUGAGCCCCAGGGAGAGGCCAUCGUCCACGUCACAGCCAACGGCGUCCCCAUCCGCCGCACCUACCAGGAAUUCGCCGACCGCGCCCGCGGCCUCGCCUACUAUCUCAAGAAGAAGGGCCUGAAGCGCGUCGGCGUCCUGGCGCCCAACACACCAGCUUUCCUCGAGGCCAUCUUUGGCAUUGUAGCCGCAGCAGGAACCAUCGUGCCGGCAAACUAUAGGCUGUCAGAGGAGGAGAUCUCCUACAUCUUUGAGUUCGCCGAGGUGGACUGCAUCAUCGCCGAUGAUGAGUUUGCGCAUCUCUUGAGCGCGUUUCGGAGGAAGAAGGGCGACGUGCCCGUGAUCGUUGAUCUGGACACCGACGUGAAGGAGGGGCCCUCCAGUGGUCAGUACGACCAGGCUGUUCUGGAAGGUCUGCAGUAUGAUGUCGAGAAUGGCUCUGCUGGCUGGGAGGGGCUGCACUCCAAGAAGGACGAUGAGGAUGACAUGAUUGCGAUCCCCUUCACAUCCGGGACCACUUCGCGGCCAAAGGGCGUUGUGUACACUCACAGAGGGGCUUAUCUAGCUUCCUUGGCGAAUGUCGUCGAGUCCAACCUAAAUCAAGGUCGCUGCAGAUAUCUGUGGACAUUACCAAUGUUCCACGCCAUCGGAUGGACUUAUCCAUGGGCGGUCGUGGCAGUGCGUGGUAUCCACGUCUGCCUCAGAAAGAUCAACUACCCUCUGAUCUGGAAGCUACUGAAAGAAGAGAAGAUCACUCAUUUCAAUGCUGCACCGACCGUCAACACUCUUCUGGUAGCCAGCGAGGACGCGGAAAGACUCCCUCAAAAGGUCCAUGUCACCGUUGCCGCAAGCCCGCCCACUGGAUAUCUCUUUGAACAGAUGACGAAAUUGAAUCUCCACCCCAUACAUGUAUAUGGAAUGACUGAAACAUAUGGCCCUGUCACUAAAUCGUACCCCAUGCCAGAGUGGGAGGAGCUGCCAGACCAAGAGAAAUACGCCAAGAUGGCAAGGCAAGGUCACGGGUUCAUUUCCAGUCUGCCCGUUUGCGUCAUCAAGCCUGAUCAGCCCGAGGGGGUCCUCAUCAACGUCGCCAAGAACGGCUUCGAAGUCGGGGAGAUCGUCUUCGCUGGAAACAGCUGCGCCAAGGGUUACUUCAAGGACGAGGAGGCGACCAGGAAGCUCUUCGCGGGUGGGGUUUUGCAUUCUGGAGACCUGGCCGUGUGGCACCCCGAUGGUAGCAUUCAGAUCUUUGAUCGAUCAAAGGAUAUCAUCAUCUCCGGAGGCGAGAACAUCUCCUCGGUUGCGCUGGAGUCUCUACUGAUUGAGCACGAGGACAUCCUCGAGGCAGGCGUGGUGUCAGUGCCCGACGAGCGUUGGGGCGAGAGUCCAAAGGCGUAUGUCACGGUGAAGCAGGGGAAGACGCUCAAGGGGGAGGACGUGAUUGCCUGGGCCAGGGAUAACGGUCGGAUCAGCCGGUUCAUGGUGCCGAGGGAGGUGGAGAUUAUUGAUGAGCUCCCAAAGACAAGCACUGGUAAGAUUGAGAAGAAGAAACUGCGGGCCAUGGCUACUGCCAAAGACGAGUAG